AUGCCUUUUCGCCUAGCCAAGGAACAAGAUUUCCUGAAUCUGAAGCAGGGGACACUAAGCGUCAGCCAGUAUGCUGCCAAAUAUGAGGAGCUGUCUUGUUACGCUCUAAACUCCAUACCUACCAAAGACAAGAAGGCAAGAAGGUUCGAGUGGGGGCUGACGACAGCUCGGAGGACAGUGGUAGCUCAAGGUUUUACCACCUAUGCCGAGGUGGUGAAGUGUGCUCUCUGGCUAGAGAGUGUGGAGACUGACUUCAAAACCCGAUGCAGGAAGGCAAAUAACAGCACCAGUGGACCAAUCCAAACCGAACCACCCAGCAACAACCGUGGACCUUACCCCACCAAACCCUCUAAUCUACCUCAAAGCAACCAACCCUGGGGAACUGCUACAUUCAGACGUAGUGAACCGCAGAGGGGCAAGCGAGAUCUGAUGACAGUUAGGUGUUACAACUGUCAGUCUAUGGGCCACUAUAGCCGCCAAUGCCCGCAACCUCAGAAGGAGGGUAAUGGGAGCUUUGGACAGACAGGUUUUGUGAAACAAAACCUUGGAGGCCCAUCGCAGCAGAAAAGCAAGGGGAAGCAGCCCAUUAGAACCCAACAAGGCACUGGAGGGCGUAUUUUUGCGCUGCAGACUGAGGAACAAGAGCAGGAUCCUGCUGUGAUCCAAGGUAUAUGCGUACAAGCCUUGUUUGAUUCUGGGGCAUCGCAUUCAUUUAUCUCUAUAGCCUGCGUAACUGCUCUAGCACUAGAAACAGAACCCCUAAGUACGAACGUGGAAGUAACGUCACCAUUGGGGGGGAAUGUAGCUGUUAGUCUAGUGUGUAGAGGAUGCGAACUAGAAGUAGCCAACUUGCGCCGAACCUGCGAUCUUAAAGUAAUCAACAUGGCGGAUUUCAACGUAAUCCCAAGGAUGGACUGGCUAUCAACAGACGGUGAGCUCGACAAUGAGAAGAUCCAGGUGGCAGAAUCAAUUGUUUGGAUGGCUAGCUAG
Molecule: messenger RNA, 990 nt
Organism: Rhododendron vialii
Lineage: Eukaryota; Viridiplantae; Streptophyta; Magnoliopsida; Ericales; Ericaceae
Exons: 2
Coding region: 1-990 (329 amino acids)
Biological process (GO): proteolysis
Molecular function (GO): aspartic-type endopeptidase activity; zinc ion binding; nucleic acid binding
Source: RefSeq, a predicted model, not a curated record